This is a messenger RNA of Hymenoscyphus albidus, 1241 nucleotides long. The record is from the annotation of a GenBank genome assembly. NCBI's taxonomy places the organism in Eukaryota, Fungi, Ascomycota, Leotiomycetes, Helotiales, Helotiaceae.
AUGACCGGUCAAAAUCAAUAUCACAAAGUAGAAUCGGAGGAGCUGCUCGAAUAUCGAGGAUCCCAUGAAAGCGACGAUGCGUAUGAUCGAUUCACAGCUCCAAAACGUGGUUUAAUUCGUCAUGCUAUAAGCUAUACUGCCCUAAUACUUUGCAACAUUGCAAUGCUUGGACUUUGGCUUCAUGCUCGCCAGUCUCACCUCGUUGAGGAUGACCAAUGCGUUCGACCAAAGUUUACUUGGUGUAAGAUGUCAUGAUACCCUGUAGCAUAGAACCAUUUUCCUGACCUUUUGACUAGCUGGACCAAGAGAUGCCGGGGCAACCAAAUAUGAACGGGCUCAUAUGACACGCCCCCUCGAUGAUAAUCCUUUUGUGGGCGGCCCACGACCUGAGCAUGAUGAGGCUUGGGGUAAAUUGGUAGAGCCCAUGAUCAUUAAGCUUACACCAGAGGAGUAUGAGAAUGCGAACCUUGGGGUAGAGACAAUCGGUUUCGCCGAUGGAUCAGGGUAUCUGGGUGAGUUGGCAGUAUACCAUGAGCUGCACUGUGUCAAGCGCAUUAGAAGACAUUUGCACUUGAAGCACUAUUACCCCGAUCUAAGUGACAAUGAUUACAGAAUCGAGGGUAUACACAUUGGUAUGUUUCACCUGCGAUUUUUCACCUCUUCCAUCUCUACUCGCAAAGUUAUAUACUCUCUCAAGUUUCCCGGCUAAUAGUGGCGCUACAGAGCACUGUCUUGAAUACUUGCGUGAAGCAGCAAUGUGCCAUGGAGAUCCGACCGUAGCCACCAUGUUUUGGCGUGACGCACUUCCAACUUCACGCGCCCAUUCCGACCAUGAGUGCGUCAACUGGGAUUCACUUGACUCGUGGGCACGAAGCAGAUCAGUCCUGGUCACAAAAUUGGUAGUGGAAGAACUGGUAAGUUGCAUGUUGUUCUCGAUUAUUACAAUACAAGUCCAAUAUCUUCCAUGGUGAUACAAAAAGAAACUCCUGACAUGAGCAUGCAGAAUCAAACACACAGGUACGAUUGGAUUAGAACACCCCAAGGCAAGACAGUGUGGAGAGAGCAGCCCGAAUUGAUAGUUGAACAUCCUUGAAGCUAGAAGUAGCUUUGUUCUCUUAGCUAGUUCGAUUGGGAGAGGGAUUUCCGGUGAUAAGCUACAUUAUUUUAGACUUCUGAUGGACUAUUGAAUAUCAAGGGAUUUUAGCCAGUACUCUACACCAAAUACAGUCUUGAUUGCAAUC